AUGAUCAUCAACGAUAAAAAGGACCAGGAAACCAAGGUUGACGAUACCACGACUCUGACUCUCACACGCGAGCAUCUUCUCAACUGCCAGUUCUCGGCCUGGUACAAGCUAUAUAAGUCCAUCACACCGAAGACCCGGAUCAUCAAGCCUCUUCCCGAGGAUUUCGUCAAUUAUCUGAGUGAGGACGGUGUUAUUCUUCCUGAUGAAGAAAAAACCAGCUACGGAUCGGAUAGCGGCGUUUUCGAGGAGUAUUCUGACGACGAAGACGAGCUUGAUUCAUACGUUUCCAAGCUGGACGAUUUCCACCCCAAGGUCCAAGCUGUGAUUGAUGAGUUUGGAGCUGUAGCACCCAAGCUCAACUGGUCGAGUCCUCAAGACGCGAUUUGGAUCUCUCCCUCUAACUCGACCAGAUGUGUUACAGUCAACGAUGUGUAUCUGCUUCUCAAGAGCAGUGACUACAUUGCGCACGAUCUGACCAUGCUGGACAAACUUGGAGGCAUUCCUAAGGACUUUUCGUUUGAGCUGGUUCUCAGAAAGUGGAUCAACAUCAACCCUGCAUUGGAAUUCCGGUGCUUCGUCAAGGAUAGAGAACUCAUCGCUGUGACUCAGAGAGACCAAAACUACUACGAGUUCCUGAUCAAGCUCAAGGAGCGGUUUCUGGGCGAAAUCGAGCUCUUUUUCUACGAACACAUCAAGGACACUUUCCCCGACUCUAGCUUUGUAUUUGAUGUCUACAUUCCUGAGCCUUACGACAAGGUGUGGCUGAUGGACUUCAAUGUGUUUUAUCCCACCACAGACUCUCUGAUUGAAUGGUCGACAUUGGUCAAUCUGGAUGCCACUUCUCCUUCUUUCGAUCUCGAUCUGCUUUUGAUUGAUAAGGAACUUCGUAACGCUUCUUUUGCUUGUCAGCGGCAUUCGCAGAACAAGGUGCCGAUGGACAUUGUCAACGCCAGCAUGGACACCGAGGCCAUGGUUGAAAUGCUGCGAAGUCAGCAGCGGGAGAUGGAUCGGUUGGAUGGUGACCAAGGCGGGGAGGCCAGUGCUACCGGUGACACAACUGGGGAUAGUGUUGCUAACGAGACAACCGCGGCAAACACUACGUCUCAAGACAGCUAA
Molecule: messenger RNA, 1116 nt
Organism: Yarrowia lipolytica CLIB122
Lineage: Eukaryota; Fungi; Ascomycota; Dipodascomycetes; Dipodascales
Cellular component (GO): cytoplasm
Source: RefSeq, a predicted model, not a curated record